UACUGGCUCCGAUUGCAUCCUUCCGCGCGCGCAGACGCAUGCACGUUGUUCUCCCCGAAAGAUUCCACCGCAGCAGCCUUUACGGCCAUAUACCUAUUCCACAGCCUCACUCUCGCCGGCCGCGAGUCGCUACCGUACCAGCGCGGGCGUUGACAAUGGCAGAGCAGCCGCAGCAGCAGCCGGAGAUGGCGGCGCAGCAGUGGGAGGGCGCGGCGGAGGCGCGUCUGCCGUCGACCGCGGCCGCCGCGGCGUGGCCGCACGUCGCGAGCUUCUGCGCGCUGCACCGGUACCUCCCUGGCAUCGACGUCUGCGAGCGCGUCGCCGGGGACGACGGCGUCCCGGGCUGCGUACGCUACGUCGCCUCCCGCCCGGCGCCGCCGCCUGCGGAGGAGGGGGACGGCCAGCAGGCAGCCGCCGGAGUCGAGACGUGGGCGAGGGAGGAGCUGCUCGAGAUGGACGGCGCCCGGCGCCGCCUCGUCUAUUCCGUCGUCGGCAGCAACUUGGGGUUCGGCCGCUACGUCGCCACCAUGACGGUCGUCGACGACGACGAGGGUGUCAACACGCCGGCGCCGGAGACGGUGCCGGCAGCUGCUGCUGGGUGCAAGCUCGUGUGGUCGUUCGAGUGCGAGCCCGUGCAGGGGUGGACCAGGGACGGCCUCCUCGGCUACCUCGAGACCUCCGUCAAGGGCAUGGCCGAGCGGAUCGAGGAGGCCGCCGCCACCGCCGCGGCUGCCAUUGCUGUACAAGACGCCCCCGCAGCUUGCAGCUAGAAUCAUUAAGUAAAAUUACUUCCUCGAUCGGAAUUUAAUAGAUUACCUUAUUUACUUUUAAACAUACGUUUGCACGUUU
This is a messenger RNA of Oryza brachyantha (malo sina), 849 nucleotides long. RefSeq names its product lachrymatory-factor synthase-like. The record is from RefSeq and is a predicted model, not a curated record. Bases 39 to 770 code for a protein of 243 amino acids. Lineage: Eukaryota; Viridiplantae; Streptophyta; Magnoliopsida; Poales; Poaceae. The transcript has a single exon.